AGCUAGCCAGCUCCUUCCUCCCCUUUCCUAGCUGGGCCUCUUCCGGGCCCCCCACACUCACGGAGCUGGGGACGCGGCAGUAUUCUGGAGCUCGCCUCGGACCCUGGUCUGGGAAAUGAUCAGUACCUUUAAGGAGGAGGCCAGAGGCCUGGCCACUUCUCCUGCUUCACCAUCCACGCAGGGCUUGGGCACUAAUUGUGGAGAUGUCCUGGACACAGAAUCCUCCAAGAAGACAGUUAAGAAGCCUUUGGAUUCCUAUGGAUUGGGUGAUCCUGCUGCUAAGUUCUCCCAGAGGAGCCCAUACCUCUCUUCUCGAGGAAGUAUCAUCAAAUGUUUUCGGGAUGCAGCUGAGGAAGGUUAUAAGGCCUACCAUUUGGAUGAAUAUGAUGAGGACAAGAACCCUAAUGGGAUUAUUAACUUUGGUACCAGCGAGAACAAGCUCUGCUUUGACCUUCUGUCCAGCCGGCUGAAUCAGAAGGACAUGCACCAUAUCAAGCCUCCCCUGUUGCAGUACCCUGACUGGAAAGGACACAUGUGCCUUCAGAAUGAAAUAGCUCGGUUCCUGUCCUACUAUUGCAAGGCCCCUGCUCCCCUCAAACCAGAGAAUGUGGUUGUGGCGAAUGGCUGUGCCUCCCUCUUCUCUGCCUUGGCCACAGUCCUGUGUGAUCCAGGGGAGGCGUUUCUGAUCUCCAGCCCCUAUUACGGGGCCAUCUCUCAACACUUGUAUCUCUAUGGGAAUGUUCGGCUUGUCUUUGCCUACCUAGACAGCAGGGUCACUGGGAUGGACAGCCGCCCCUUCCAACUUACAGUCAAGAAGCUGGAAGUAGCCCUUCAGGGAGCCAAAUCUGAGGGAAUAAACGUCAAAGGCCUUAUUCUCAUCAACCCCCAGAACCCUCUGGGUGACAUCUACUCUCAGGAACAGCUGCAGGAGUACCUGGAAUUUGCAAAGAGGCACGAGCUACAUGUGAUAGUGGAUGAAGUCUACAUGCUGUCAGUUUUUGAUGAAGCCGCCAUAUUCCAAAGUGUCCUGGGCAUGGACAGGCUUCCAGAUCCCCAGAGGACCCACGUGAUAUGGGGGACCAGUAAGGACUUUGGGAUCUCAGGCUUUCGCUUUGGCGCCCUAUACACAGAGAACCAGGAUGUAGCCAAUGCUGUGGCUUCUCUUGGCUGUCUGCAUGGUGUCUGCGGCACCGUUCAGUACCAGAUGGCCCAGCUGCUUGGGGACCGAGACUGGAUCAACCAGGUAUACCUAUGUGAAAACCAUGCCCGACUCAGGGCUGCGCAUGCCUAUAUCACAAAGGAGCUGGAGACCCUGAACAUCCCCUUCCUCAGGACCAAAGCCGGUUUCUUUGUCUGGAUGGAUUUGAGAAAGUACCUGUGCACCGGCACCUUUGAGGAGGAGUUCUCUUUGUGGCGGCACUUCCUAGACCACAAGGGUACUUCUGCUCUGUGGCAAGGCCUUUGAGUGCCACGACCUGGCUGGUUCCGUCUAGUCUUCUCAGACAAGAUUCAUAGGCUACAGUUGGGCAUGCAGCGGAUUCGUGGAGGUACUUGAGAAGGUGCCCCUCGGGCCCAAGACCCCCUUCACCUGCUAGCUCCUGAGGUGAGGUGGCCUUUGACUCAGCCCAAGGAACUGGAUGCUAGAUGCAGGCUGGAAACCAGACUCUUUGGACUCUCACUGUACGCAGGAAAGUAAGCAAAACAGAGAGAAGCGGAGGAGUCCUGGGCAAGAGGUUGUACUUUGGACCGUUAGGGGCCUCCCUCUGCCACAGAUAUAUUCUUUUGCUUCUGCCCAAGCAGAAUGUGCAGGAAACUCCUUGACAAAGCCGGCUUCUGCCCAUCUCCCUGGGAGGCCUCAGCCCCUUCUUGAAAUAUGGAGUGGAAAUAAAGGUUUUCUUUUUUAGUA
Monodelphis domestica (gray short-tailed opossum) is the source of this 1906-nucleotide messenger RNA. RefSeq names its product 1-aminocyclopropane-1-carboxylate synthase-like protein 1. The record is from RefSeq and is a predicted model, not a curated record. Gene Ontology annotation, molecular function: pyridoxal phosphate binding; transaminase activity. Gene Ontology annotation, biological process: biosynthetic process; amino acid metabolic process. Lineage: Eukaryota; Metazoa; Chordata; Mammalia; Didelphimorphia; Didelphidae.